Molecule: messenger RNA, 1957 nt
Organism: Gopherus evgoodei (Goodes thornscrub tortoise)
Lineage: Eukaryota; Metazoa; Chordata; Testudines; Testudinidae
Product: zinc finger protein OZF-like
Exons: 5
Coding region: 270-1799 (509 amino acids)
Biological process (GO): regulation of transcription by RNA polymerase II
Cellular component (GO): nucleus
Molecular function (GO): DNA-binding transcription activator activity, RNA polymerase II-specific; RNA polymerase II cis-regulatory region sequence-specific DNA binding
Source: RefSeq, a predicted model, not a curated record
GUUAAAUUACACCGGGGGCAAACCUGCGCGAGUCCCCCUCUGUACCCAGCCGGGGGGGACUUUCUGCGGGGCAGCCUCGGGCUCUGCCGCCACCAGCCCCUGAGCCGGAGCCUGCAGCCUGAUUCUGGAUUGUCCCAUCAUUCUGGGGGAUGGAGAAGGGAAAAGUCUGAAGUGGAGCUGGUGACCUUUGAAGAGGUGGCUGUGUAUUUCACUGAGAGAGUGAGCGAACUUCACCGGACCCCAGCUAGAGAGCCCGCUACAGGAUCAUUAUGCAGGAGAAUUAUGAGAUUUUAACCUCUCUGGCAGGUGAUGGGACGGUGAGUGAGAAAAAGAAGGAAGAUUCUGAGCAGGUGGGACCACAGGUAACAUUAUCAGGUAGAGCCACAGGGAAAGUUUUCCAGAAUACUGAGCAGGGAGAAGCCCAUCAGAGUCAGUGCAGGCCAGAGAGGCAGCUGGGAAACCAAGCAGGGGAGAUCCAGUGUGAAUCCACUCACAGGAGCAGAGGGUUCAAAGAAACCAAAGAGCCUGUACUACAGAGAAUCGCCUUUGGAGAGGAACUGAAUUUAUGCAGUGACUGUGGGAGAAGCUUCCUUUGGAAAUCAGCCCUUAUUACUCACCAGAGAAUGCACACAGGAGAGAAACCCUAUAAGUGUCUAGACUGUGAGAAAAGCUUCAACCGCAGCUCACACCUUAUUUCACAUCAGAGUACCCACACCGAGGAGAAACCAUAUAGAUGCUCUGAGUGUGGAAAAAACUUCAAUCAGCAGUCCAAUCUCCUUAUAUACCAGGGAAUCCACACAGGGGAACGGCCCUAUAAAUGCCCCAACUGUGGGAAAAGCUUCGGUUACAACUCAGUCCUUAUGACACAUCAGAAAAUGCACACUGGAGAGCAGCCCUAUAAGUGUCUUGACUGUGAGAAAAUAUUUAGCCAGAGCUCAGACCUCACUAAACAUACAGGGGAGAGACCCUACAAAUGCAAUGAGUGUGGGAAAAGCUUUAGUCUGAGCUCCCACCUUAUUUCACAUCAAAAAACCCAUAAGGGAGAGAAACCCUAUAUAUGCCCCAGCUGUGGGAAAAGCUUCAGUGACAGCUCAAACCUUAUUAUUCAUCAAAGGAUCCACACAGGAGAGAAGCCCUACAAAUGCCCUGAGUGCAGGAAAAGCUUCGGUCGUCUCUCACACCUUAAUAGACAUCAGACAAUCCACACAGGAGAGAGACCCUUUAAAUGCUUGGACUGUGGGAACAGCUUUCGUCUAAUCUCAUCCUUUACUAAACAUUGGAAACUCCACACAGGAGAGAAAUGUUAUAAAUGUACCGACUGUGGGAAAAGCUUCAUUCAGAGCUCACACCUUAUGCAACAUCAGAGAAUCCACACUGGCGAGAAACCCUACAAUUGCAUUGACUGUGGGAAAAUCUUCAGUGACAGUUCGCACCUUAUUAAACAUCAGAGAACCCACACAGGACAGAAACCAUAUAAAUGCCCCGAAUGCGGGAAAAGCUUCUGUGACAGCUCAACGCUCACUAAACACCAUAGAAUCCACACAGGAGAGAAGCCCUACAAAUGCCCCGACUGCAGGAAAAGCUUUGGUCGGAGCUCAGACCUCAGUAUCCACCAAAGAAUCCACAUGGAGGAGCGGCCCUAUAAAUGCUGUGACUGUGGAAAAAGCUUCACAGAUCGAUCAACCUUUAUUAAACAUCAGCGAAUCCACACAGGAGAGAAACCAUAUAAGUGCCCCAAGUGUGGGAAAAGCUUCAGUGACAACUCAGCCUUUAUUCGGCAUCAGAGAAUCCAUAUGUGAGAGAGCCUUGUGCCAAUGAGGGCUUGGCAAAAGGAAUAGAACCACUGCCAUUUGCCAUGGAUCUCAGACAGCCAGGCAAGGCUGGAGUGGCCCUCUCAUGAGGGCACACAACUGCUUUAUUAAAGCAGACAACGAAAUUAUUUCCUGGAAUGGAGCAG